Ostrea edulis (European flat oyster) is the source of this 700-nucleotide messenger RNA. Its product is annotated as hemagglutinin/amebocyte aggregation factor-like. The transcript is spliced from 5 exons. Bases 75 to 626 code for a protein of 183 amino acids. The record is from RefSeq and is a predicted model, not a curated record. NCBI's taxonomy places the organism in Eukaryota, Metazoa, Mollusca, Bivalvia, Ostreida, Ostreidae.
CAAAACAUGUAUAUAUAUAUGCCGAUGUUCCUGAUUGAACACAGCUAAAACAUUGGUAUUGCUGGCCAUUUGAGAUGAGUGAGAUCAGAAUAGCCAUGGGAAAGAUUCUGUUUGCUUUAUGCAUUCUCCUGAACUGUCAUGGGGUAAUCAGCUGGAAAAACAAGUGGGAUGGGCCGCUCAAUUUCCACUGCAGGUCCCCCUCUCAGUAUAUCGAUGCAGUUGUUUCGUUUCAUGACAAUUCUCGUGAAGACCGUCGAUAUGAACUCCACUGUGGUGAAACCGGUAGACGAGGCAGGGAUAUUCGUUGUCAAUGGACAGGUUAUGUCAACGGAUAUGACCACGCCGUUCAUUACCAGUGUCCUGGGGCGGGUUAUAUAAACGGCAUGGCUAGUGUUCACCACAACGGCGCAGAAGACAGACGUCACAGAUUCCGUUGCUGUGGACCGCGACGUUCAAAUUAUCAUUACAAGAACUGUCGCUGGACGGGAUGGCUGAAUCACUAUGACCAUCCCGUCGUAUAUUUCGUACCGAGAGGAUAUGUCCUGCGAGGGGUCAACAGCAUCCAUAACAAUCGUUUUGAGGAUCGGCGAUUCCAGUUCGAAGUAUGUCGAUUGGUUAAGAAGUAAUACACCACAGGAGAAAAUGCUGAAUGUGAUGGAAACUAUCAAUAAAGAAGAACGCCAUCGUUCUAGUAACAGUA